Molecule: messenger RNA, 633 nt
Organism: Bathycoccus prasinos
Lineage: Eukaryota; Viridiplantae; Chlorophyta; Mamiellophyceae; Mamiellales; Bathycoccaceae
Exons: 1
Coding region: 1-633 (210 amino acids)
Cellular component (GO): mitochondrion
Molecular function (GO): flavin-dependent sulfhydryl oxidase activity; flavin adenine dinucleotide binding
Source: RefSeq, a predicted model, not a curated record
AUGUCGCAAAACUCACCGUCGUGGUGGUUUCGAAAGAUCUCCCAGCACGGCGCGACGACGACGACGGACGGCGGCGGCUUUGGCGCUUCGAAUACAACGAGUAAACAACCUCGGCACCACCACCACCAUAAGCAGCAGCACUACGAUGAUAACCGGAGCGAAAGUCAUCGCGAAGAAGACAAAAGAGGAGAACACAUCAUCGACAGAGAAAAUCCCCUAGGAGCGUCUUCCACGGAAUACGUUUCCAAGGAAGACUUGGGAAGAGCGACGUGGCUUCUGUUGCAUUCGAUAGCUUCGCAGUACCCGGACGAACCGACGGAAAGAGAGAAGAGAGACGCGAAGAAUUUAAUCAACGCCAUGGCGACUUUAUAUCCGUGCAAAGAGUGUCAGACGCACUUUAAGACGGUUAUUGAGAGAAAUCCUCCCGAGGUGGACAGUUCGGUGAGCUUUCAGGAGUGGAUGUGUAAAGUGCACAACGCGGUGAACGAAAAAUUAGGAAAGGAACUAUUCGACUGCGCGAAAAUAGACGAGAGAUGGGGUGGAGUGGAGUGUUUUGGGGAGGACGGGAACGACGGUGGAUGUAGCUUUGAGAACGCGCCGGGGAAACGGAAACGUCUUGCAGGGCGGCGCUAG